UGACAGCCUCAAAUACAUCGGUGACUCCUGGAGGAGGGGAUGUGAAUCGGGAGCUCCCAGGGAUUCUGCUCCUGUUUCCACCAGCCCCCUCCCUGAGGGGCUCAACCGGCUGUGAUAAAAACCAAAAUAGGUAAAAGGACAAAUGUUACAAGAUCUUGGAGGCAUCUGGGGUUCAUGGGGCCUUUCCAGCAUUCCACACUGCUGCCCUACAAUGAAGCUCUGAGUCACGGUCUGUGGGUUUAAGGUUCUGGCAACGAUGUGAACCCCAGGACAGCCAACCUGACUGACCUUCACCGUAAAAAGAAGCCCCAAAUGAGCCCUGGCGUGGAAUCAGAGCAAGCACUAGAGAAAGGCAGCUUUGUUAAUGGAGAGAGGAAAGCAGAGAAGGGUUUCCAACAGAUUGCAACAGACUUUCCACCAUUGUAAGGAACCCACCUUCCUUAUCAACCAAGCUGUUCACUCUAGUGACUCCUACUCUGGCCUUUUGCCAGAAACAGAGCAUGUCAAUCCUGGUGAGACAAUAAAGACAAACCCUCAGAAAAACAGACCUGGAACUGUGAUACUCUCAAAACGGUCCAGUAAGAGAAUUAUGUCGGAAAGCCAACCCAGCCCACCUGUGAUCCUAUCCCGCAGGCCUGGGUUCCGGAUGUGCUACAUCUGUGGCCGAGAAUUUGGGUCCCAAUCACUUGCCAUUCAUGAGCCUCAGUGCUUGGAGAAGUGGCAUAUUGAAAAUAGCAAGUUGCCCAAGCACCUGAGGAGACCAGAACCCUCCAAACCACAGCCUCUCGGCGGCGGCGGGUUCUACAACCUUCAGGCAGCGAAUGAGGCAGCGUUCCAGAGUUCUCAGGCUCAGCUGCUGCCCUGUGAAUCCUGUGGCCGCACAUUCUUGCCAGACCGUCUUCUUGUUCACCAGAGAAGCUGCAAGCCGAAGGAUGAGAGGCCCAGAGCGCCAAACCCCAACAGUUCUGAUGAUCUUACUGGUCUUAAGAAAGCUUCUGGUGGCAUCCGACCCCAACCAAGGACUCUCAUCUGCUACAUUUGUGGUAGGGCAUUUGGCACCCUGUCCCUUCCUAUUCAUGAGCCCAAAUGCCUGGAAAAGUGGAAAAUAGAAAAUGACCAGCUCCCCAGGGAGCUCCGCCGGCCGCUCCCACAGAAGCCUCAGCCCCUUCCAACCGGACAGUCCAGCCAAGAGGGGCCAAGUGAAGUUCAGCUUGUGCCCUGUCCAAAUUGUAGCCAGACCUUUGCCCCCGACCUUCUUCUGGUACACCAGAGAAGUUGUAAAGCUCAACCAAGUGAGCCACAAGUUCAGAAUUUGACCUUAGGGAGUAAAAGUGGCCUAAAAGCAUCCACUAAUUCCAAGCGGCAAAGGAACAUGGCCACGCCUCCUGUGACCGAUAAGCCAACAAUGAUCAGGCGUCCACCAACAAUUGUUUGCUACAUUUGUGGUCGUGAAUAUGGAACAAAAUCUAUUGCCAUCCAUGAGCCACAAUGUCUGAAAAAAUGGCAUAAUGAAAACAACUUGUUGCCGAAACAGUUAAGGAGACCAGAACCUAUAAAACCCCAAAUCACGACCAUUAGUGCCAAGGGUUUCUAUGAUCUCGAAGCCUUAAAUGAAGCUGCUUGGACAAGUGCCCAGAGCCAGUUGGUUCCCUGUCAUAUUUGUGGGCGUACCUUCCUGCCAGACAGACUGAUUGUUCACCAACGAUCCUGUAAACCAAAAGUCGCCAAGAUAAACAAAGCUGCCACGUGUUAAGAAGAGAUGAAGUAGACUUUCAAAGAGUUAUUUUGAUUUUUAUAAGCUCCAAAUAGGAAUGAACACUACCAUGAAAGACUCUUUUUUUCUGAUUACUCAGUUGAAAGCUCUGUGUUCAUUGGACCUGGUUGACUUAACUUGGGACAUUUGC
Molecule: messenger RNA, 1904 nt
Organism: Rhinolophus ferrumequinum (greater horseshoe bat)
Lineage: Eukaryota; Metazoa; Chordata; Mammalia; Chiroptera; Rhinolophidae
Product: zinc finger protein 474-like
Exons: 6
Coding region: 365-1753 (462 amino acids)
Source: RefSeq, a predicted model, not a curated record